AAAGAAAGACCGACACACCUUAUACCGUGGUGUGUUCUUUUCAAAUCUGCUCCAGCUGGCCAGGAAGGUGUGCUCUGUUUAAAUUCCCAAUAUCAAAUGGAUCGGAGGGUCGAACAUAAAACCCCUUAUACCUGAUUUGUGUGUGUGUAUGAGCUUGAUCCUCAUGGAUGCGGUCAUGAAAAAAGAAAAAGUAAAAAAUAAAGUAAAAAAGAGGAACAAUGAUGAAGAAGAAGACAAGAUAAGAGUCAUCCACAACGAUCAGGCCGAGAUUUUCUCUCUCUCGAAAGGGAAAGUAGCAACUGAGCGACGCUGACAGAGAGAGACGAAAGCAUCAAAUUAGGUUAGAAAGAGAGAACUGGUAAAAGUUGAGAGAUGGUUGGUUCAGUAAUUUGUCCUGUUUUGUUAUAAUUUGAAGGCUUUGAGUUUGAGAGGGAUAUGAAGGAGGAGAGAGGUAGAAAACAGAGGUAGAAGGAGAUUCAACGGCUACCAGCCAAUCAAUAAUGUACGAAUUGUUUUAACAAAAAUAAUUGAGCUGACAGAUAUAAAUAAACAAAUCCUUCAAAAUUGAAUAAGUGAAGCUGCGUCGUUUUGCCUUCAAACCCACGUGAUGGCACAUGACAGAAUAAACCAAGCGACGAGCGUCAAGUCGUCAACUAAAUGAAACUCAGCUCACCCUUCACAGCAGAGCUGAGUCAAGAGAGAAAGAGACCACACAAACAGAGACUUGCGGAGAUAACAAGGACGAGCAUGAUCUGAACAACAAUCGCAGAAGCUGAGAGUUUAUCAGGUUUGGCUCUUCAUUAUCAAAUUAGAUAACCGGAACUGGUAAAAUUCGAGAGGGACAGAGAGAUGGUUGGACCAGUAAGACCUCAGUUUGUGUUGUUUGGUUCAUCCAUAGUUCGUCUCAGUUACAGCGAACAAGGAUGGGGUGCCAUUCUCGCUGACAUCUAUGCUUGCAAGGCGGAUAUAAUUUUGCGUGGAUACUCCGGUUGGAAUUCAAGGCGUGCAGUGCAGGUUCUGGAUCAAGUUUUUCCAAAGAAUGAUGCCGCGCAACCAUCUCUAGUAAUAGUCUAUUUUGGUGGCAACGAUUCAAUACAGCCUCACCCGAGUGGCCUCGGCCCUCAUGUACCACUUCCUGAAUAUAUCGAGAAUAUGAGAAAGAUUGCGUUGCAUCUGCAGAGCCUUUCAGAGAAGACUCGCAUCAUUUUUCUUAGUGCUCCUCCUGUCAAUGAGAAGUCUGUACGUGUAGUAUUUGGAGACAUUAAUCGAACAAAUGAGUUGUGUCGUAUAUAUUCAGAAGCUUGUUUAGAGCUGUGUAAAGGGCUGGAUGUGAACGUGAAGUGUGUUGAUCUUUGGACUGCACUGCAACAAAGGAAGGAUUGGUCGACUGCCUGCCUCACGGAUGGAAUUCAUUUGUCUUGUGAGGGGAGCAAGAUAGUGGUUAAGGAGAUACUGAAGGUUUUGAGAGAUGCAGAGUGGGAACCAAGCCUACAUUGGAAGGCAUUGCCUACUGAAUUCCCUGAAGAUUCACCCUGUUAUCCAGUCGGUCCAGAUGGGAAAACCACUUUCAACAUCGCCGAGUACGAUUCUUACAGACAUUUGCAAUGGGAAUAGCAUUCGCUACUUUUAAUCUCAUGCAAAUGGAGAACACUGCACUGGAACUCAAGAAAAGUCGUAAAAUCUAUCGUGUUCAAUCUGUCAAUUUCCAUGAGCACAAGAAGAAUGUUGAUCACAUUUGUUCGCUUCAAUUUCGCAUCUGUUUAUGUUAUUAUGGAUUUCCUCUAGUUUUUGGACUUAGAAAGUCGUGGUUUUUAGGUUGUGGGUUCCAUGUGAUCCAUAUAAAAUGGCAUGCACAUCUGUUUACGUUA
Messenger RNA from Tripterygium wilfordii, 1868 nucleotides. Its product is annotated as GDSL esterase/lipase CPRD49-like. The coding region runs from base 850 to 1614 and encodes 254 amino acids. The transcript is spliced from 5 exons. NCBI's taxonomy places the organism in Eukaryota, Viridiplantae, Streptophyta, Magnoliopsida, Celastrales, Celastraceae. The record is from RefSeq and is a predicted model, not a curated record.